AUUUAUUUAUUUAAAUUUAUUGGCCGGCCCAUAAAUCCUGGCUUUGUCGAAUAUUUUGGCACAGUCCAAUAACAAUAACUGGCCUACCUUUGAAUCUAACCAUUCUGUUCGACCAUUGAAGUGCGUUUCUCUGUUUCUUUAGGGCUGCAGGGUUCUAGUUGACGCACGGGACAAACUCGGCAUUCCUUGGCAGUAUGCGGAAAAUGAGAAACAUGGGAUGUUUCUAAUGGCCUUUGAAAAUAAAGCCGGGAUGUUCGUUGAGCCCUCGGUGUUCCAGUUGUACGUACCAGCCCUGACCGGCUUGUGGAAGGAUUCUGGGAUCAAGGAAGCUUUUAGCCGGCGAAGUGAAUAUCAGCUGGGUGAAUCAGUAAAAUAUUUCCUGGAUAAUCUGGAUCGGAUUGGCCAGUUGAACUAUUGUCCCAGUAAGCAAGACAUCUUGCUGGCUAGAAAAGCAACCAAAGGGAUUGUGGAGCAUGACUUCAUUAUUAAGAAGAUUCCUUUCAAAAUGGUGGAUGUGGGUGGACAGAGGUCUCAGCGCCAAAAGUGGUUUCAGUGUUUUGAUGGGAUAACAUCUAUACUAUUUAUGGUUUCCUCAAGCGAGUACGACCAGGUCCUUAUGGAAGACCGACGCACAAACAGACUAGUGGAAUCCAUGAAUAUCUUUGAGACCAUUGUCAACAACAAGCUCUUUUUUAACGUCUCUAUCAUUUUAUUUCUUAAUAAAAUGGACCUCCUUGUGGAGAAGGUCAAGAAUGUCAGCAUUAAGAAGUAUUUCUCAGACUUCAGAGGAGAUCCUCACCGUCUGGAAGACGUCCAGCGUUAUCUGGUACAGUGCUUUGAUCGAAAGAGGCGAAAUCGCAGUAAGCCUCUUUUCCAUCAUUUCACGACAGCCAUCGACACAGAGAACAUCCGCUUUGUGUUCCACGCGGUCAAGGAUACCAUCCUUCAGGAGAACCUUAAGGAUAUAAUGUUGCAGUGAAUGAAAAUGGAUUUCUCUUUAUGGAAACCUAAUCAGUUGUAGGCCCAACUGUUACCACUAUGGGUUUUGCCAUGUAUCUUUUUCUCUGAAGAUCCAUGCCCUUCCUUGCAUUAGGAAGGCUGGACAGAAGAGCCAGAAGCAGAAAAAUUACAGAAGUUCAAGUGAGCUACUGAAUCGCCUAGCUGAAAACACAACUGAGAAAGUGGCUGUUGCAAACACAUUCUUGUCUAAACCCUGAACUUCCUCUUGGCUUUUGAAAAGCGAGCCCCAACCUUUGUGGGGAAAUGUAACAAAGGUCUCUGUGUGAAUUAAUCUUAUUCCGCAACAAUGCAGAACAUGCUAGCUACCAUACCUGUCCGCCUCGCUAGUCUUGGGUGCUGAAUAAUGAAUUCAGUAAUAUAUUUCAUUUCUUCAUCGAUGGUUCUUUUUAGAGAAUACCUUGUAAUACAUUGUCAUAAUUCCACAAUCAGUUUAUAGGCCAGGUGCAUACACAGAAGUUUGCCAACAUUUGGAUGGCGUUUGCCAACUGGCUAUCCUAGCUCUUGUUUAAGGAAUCUCUCUUCAGCUUUCCUUAGGUAGAAAUCCAGAAUUGUAAACUGAAUUUAAGUGGUCAUGCAAGCAAAACACUUUUUUUAGCAAGACACAUCAAAACAGAGCAGCUAUCCAAAGCCUGGGUUGGUAGAACGUGGCUUUGCACGGCAUUGUUACUGUGUGAUGGGACACAGCUUCAGCAGUAACGCAGUCUGAGGACAAUGAACAUACACACCUAGUGCUUAAACCCUUAAAACAUCUUUUAACUCUGUUUUCAUAUUAGAUCUAUAUAAAAAAAAAUCCCUCAGUGCGACAGUGUUUCCUGUCUCUAAUAUGGAAGUUAAUAAAAAUUUUAGACAGGUCUUGGCAAGGAGCAACUGUCCAUAGCACUAUAGUGAAUUGCUCUUAAAAAUCAGUGUUUCAGAGGCACUGAGUUUGGAAGAAAGGAUCUUGCUUUGAGUUUAUUCUUAAUUAUAUAGGGAUUUACCAAUGUAUGUCAUAAUGCAUUUAAAGAAACAUAAACUGUCCCGUGUAAUUUGCCUGUUUAAGGCUAGAAUAGAGUAUGUGUGAACUUGCAGGAGGCUGUGAAUAACAUUGAUGUGAGCUUAUUUUUUCAUUCUAAAAUGUUAUAUUUAACUAUGGGUGCCUUUCUUUUGUGUCCAGAUAGUUCACACUUUGUCUCCUCUGAGGUAUGUAUUAAUCAAACUAAGUCCUGCCUUAUCCAUUCUAUAAUCAUUAUUCAGGGAUAAUCUUAAACGUAAGAAAUGUUUACUGUGACUUUGGUACCAUAUUUUGUAAUAAAACAAAGGGCUUAGUCUUUCCUGUA
Molecule: messenger RNA, 2336 nt
Organism: Python bivittatus (Burmese python)
Lineage: Eukaryota; Metazoa; Chordata; Lepidosauria; Squamata; Pythonidae
Source: RefSeq, a predicted model, not a curated record